Pelobates fuscus (common spadefoot toad) is the source of this 2366-nucleotide messenger RNA. RefSeq names its product glutamic--pyruvic transaminase 2 (gene GPT2). The transcript has 11 exons. The coding region runs from base 170 to 1780 and encodes 536 amino acids. Gene Ontology annotation, molecular function: L-alanine:2-oxoglutarate transaminase activity; pyridoxal phosphate binding. Lineage: Eukaryota; Metazoa; Chordata; Amphibia; Anura; Pelobatidae. Gene Ontology annotation, biological process: biosynthetic process. The record is from RefSeq and is a predicted model, not a curated record.
UGGGCAGCACAUGGUACAUUCCCUCCUUUGUGACCUGCCCGCUGCCCAGUUUGUAUCCCGCCCGCGGAGCAUGCCGGGUAGUGUAGUUCUGUGAGCUCCUGUCCUGCAGGCUGGUGCGGGCUGCACGUGUAGCUGUGCACUCCAUGUCCCGGCAUGCCGCGCGCGGUGGAUGCUGUCGCUGUGUUGCGGGGCUCUCUGUGUUGCCAUGCCGGGGGCUCGGAUCGCUGCGGCCCGGGGUCUGGCUCGGGCAGUGAGGGGGUGCUGGCCCCGGGGGGUCCUGUGUUACAGCACUGCGGCGGGGGGGCCCGCGGUGAGCUCCCCGCUGGAUGGGAAGAGCCGGGAGAAGAUCCUCACCCUGCAGUCCAUGAACCCCCAGGUCCGGGCGGUGGAGUACGCGGUGCGGGGCCCCAUAGUGCUGAGAGCCGGGGAGAUAGAGAGCGAGCUGCAACGGGGUGUUGUGAAGCCAUUCCGUGAGGUUAUCAAAGCCAAUAUUGGAGAUGCACAUGCAAUGGGACAGCAGCCAAUCACCUUUCUUCGGCAGGUUAUUGCACUUUGUACCUACCCAGAACUGAUGGAUGAUCCUAGUUUCCCACUUGAUGCAAAACUCCGAGCAAGUAAGAUCCUUCAAUCAUGCGGCGGGCAGAGCCUGGGCUCUUACAGUUCCAGCCAAGGAGUGCGCUGUAUCCGAGAAAACGUUGCUCAGUACAUUAUGCAGCGAGACGGAGGCAUCCCUGCUGAUCCAGAUAAUAUUUAUCUAACCACUGGUGCAAGUGAUGGCAUUGCAAGUAUCCUGAAAAUCCUUGUGUCUGGAGAGGACAAAUCCCGGACAGGAAUCAUGAUCCCUAUUCCGCAGUAUCCCUUGUAUUCGGCUGCCAUAUCUGAAUUGGACGCUAUCCAGGUGAACUACUAUCUGGACGAGGAGAACUGCUGGGCGCUGGAUGUGAACGAGCUGCGGAGAGCCUUGUACCACGCCAGGGAUUACUGUAACCCCAAAGUCCUAUGUAUCAUCAACCCAGGAAACCCAACAGGCCAGGUGCAGAGCAGACAUUGUAUAGAAGAGGUGAUUCACUUUGCAUGGGAAGAGGGACUCUUUCUGUUGGCAGACGAGGUGUAUCAAGAUAACGUUUAUUCGGACAACUGCAAGUUUCACUCCUUCAAGAAAGUACUGUGUGAAAUGGGCCCAGAAUAUUUCACUAACGUGGAGCUUGCGUCUUUCCACUCUACUUCCAAGGGAUACACGGGCGAGUGCGGUUAUAGAGGAGGGUAUAUGGAGGUUGUGAACUUACACCGAGACAUCGCAGCUCAGCUGGUUAAAAUGCUGUCUGUCCGGCUCUGCCCUCCAGUCUCAGGACAGGCAGCUAUGGAUGUGGUCGUCAACCCACCAAAGCCUGAAGAGGAGUCCUACAAUCGUUUUAUCAGGGAGAAGGAAGCUGUUCUGUCCAACCUGGCUUAUAAAGCUAAACUAACGGAGGAAAUAUUUAAUCAAAUUCCCGGCAUUAAAUGUAACUCUCUGCAAGGCGCCAUGUACGCCUUCCCCAGGAUUUUCAUCCCCGAUAAAGCCGUACAGAGAGCUAAGGAACUCCGAAUGGCUCCUGAUAUGUUUUACUGUAUGCAGCUCCUGGAAGAGACUGGGAUCUGUGUUGUGCCAGGGAGCGGGUUCGGACAGAAAGAAGGGACGUAUCACUUUAGAAUGACAAUUUUACCAGCCGUAGAGAAAUUGAAGACAUUGUUACAGAAGGUGAAAGAAUUCCACAUAAAGUUUAUUGAUGAAUAUUCCUAAAUAGGGAUGGCAUCUCGCGAGAAGCACGAACAUACAGGACGAAGAUUGUAGGCUGACCGUUAGAACAUUUACUAAUCUCGAGCAAGUGUUGUAACUGUGUUAAUGCAUUUUUGCUCUACGAUGGACCAUUUUACCAACUUUCUGGAGAAAACAUUGAUAGAAUUGUUUUAUGUCAAACAGUAAAUUAGAAGUUUUAUUUAUGGGGCACUCUUCCUGGGGAACACAGUAAAUGAAAUGUAAUACAUGCUUUACUCCAUUUUCAUGUCUGAUAUGAAGUGAGUGGGUGGGUGGAUGCCGAGAAGUGUCUACAAAUUGCCUUUGGCAACAGAAAAACAGCUUAAAGUUUUACUUAUGGACAGUACUUGCUGAGGGAUACAGGUAAUUAAAGGUAUACAUUCUGUUUUUCUCCAUUCACAAACUAAAUGUGAAUGGGGGAGAGUGGUGCCAAGAAUUCUCUAAUAUUGUAUCUAGGUUUACAUUUUUAUAUAUCUUUACAAGUGUUUAGAGUACAGCCUAACAACAACUUUUUUUAUUACUAUUCUAUUAAGCUCUCUGUAAAUUAAAUACGUACAUCUCCAGCCUCAGA